AUGGCGCAAUAUCAAUUGUUGUCUCAAGCUUUGGCUGAAAUUCAACAUGGUAAUCAUCAAGGUGCUACUGAAACUAUAUCAAAAUACAUUGAUUCACUUCCAAGUGAAGCUCAAGAAGAACGUAAAGUAGCAAUUCGGUUUCGAAUUGAUACAAAUCUAAAAUCUGGAAAGAUGGAUGGUAAUAAGAGUAAUCAUUGUUGA
This is a messenger RNA of Rotaria sp. Silwood1, 201 nucleotides long. The record is from the annotation of a GenBank genome assembly. NCBI's taxonomy places the organism in Eukaryota, Metazoa, Rotifera, Eurotatoria, Philodinida, Philodinidae.